AUGGCGGAGAAUCUCAGAUUCUUGCGCAUGACCAGAGCAGUGGUUUCAUUCCAUGGGUAUCUAGCGGAGAAAGUUUCAUACCGAAGAGUUCCAAUCGUAUCUUAUUUUACUGAUUUUGUGAAUCAUGUGAACUCAUCAAGCACGACGAACUUUUCGUUUGUUUUCAAAGAAUGUGCGAAGCAAGGAGCUCUAGAGCUUGGAAAGCAAGCUCAUGCUCACAUGAUAAUAUCUGGGUUUCGUCCGACUACGUUCGUGCUGAAUUGUUUGCUGCAAGUAUACACAAAUUCAAGAGCUGUGGCGUCUGCUUGCAUGUUGUUCGACAGAAUGCCGCUGAGAGAUGUUGUUUCGUGGAACACAAUGGUAAAUGGUUACGCGAAGAGUAAAGACAUGGCUAAAGCGAGGUCUAUCUUCGAUAUGAUGCCUGUGAGAGACGUUGUGUCAUGGAACUCAAUGCUUUCUGGGUAUUUGCAAAACGGUCAGAGUUUGAAAUCUGUUGAGAUUUUCGUUGACAUGGGGAGAGCAGGUAUUGAGUUUGACUGUAGAACUUUCGCAGUGAUCUUGAAAGCAUGUUCAUCUUUAGAGGAACACGUUUUAGGAAUGCAGAUACAUGGGAUUGCUGUACGAGUGGGUUAUGAUGCUGAUGUGGUUGCUGCAAGUGCGUUGUUGGAUAUGUAUGGCAAAUGCAAGAGAUUUGAUGAGUCACUUAGAGUGUUUCAAGGUAUUCCAGAGAAGAACUCAGUCUCUUGGAGUGCUAUAAUCGCUGGUUGUGUUCAGAAUAACUUGUUCUCUCUUGCUUUGAUGUUUUUCAAGGAGAUGCAGAAGGUAUAUGGUGGAGUGAGCCAGUCGAUUUACGCUAGCAUCUUGAGGUCAUGCGCUUCGUUAUCCGAAUUGAGGUUAGGUGGUCAGUUACAUGCUCAUGCCUUGAAGUCAGAUUUUGCAGCAGAUGGGAUAGUGAGAACUGCGACAUUGGAUAUGUAUGCAAAGUGUGAUAAUAUGCAAGACGCUCAAAUUUUGUUUGACAAGUCAGAGGAUCUCAACAGGCAAUCUUAUAACGCAUUGAUCACUGGCUAUUCGCAGGAGGAACAUGGUUUCAAAGCUCUACUGUUGUUUCACCGACUCAUGUCGUCAGGUCUUGGUUUUGACGAGAUCAGUUUGUCAGGAGUGUUCAGGGCUUGUGCCUUGGUGAAAGGUUUUUCAGAAGGGCUUCAGGUUUACGGUUUGGCUAUAAAGAGCAACUUAUCAGUAGAUGUUUGCGUUGCAAAUGCUGCUAUUGACAUGUAUGGGAAAUGUAAAGCUCUUCCUGAAGCCUUUUGUGUGUUUGAUGAGAUGGAAAGAAGAGAUGCUGUGUCUUGGAACGCGAUUAUAGCAGCGAAUGAGCAGAACGGCAAAGGAUGUGAAACGCUUUCUCUUUUCGUCUCAAUGCUCCGUUCUGGGAUCGAACCUGAUGAGUUUACCUUUGGGAGUGUAUUGAAAGCUUGCGCUGGUGGUUCUUUGGGUUACGGCAUGGAGAUCCAUUCCAGCGUUGUCAAAUCAGGAAUGGCUUUGAAUUCCUCUGUGGGAUGCUCUUUGAUCGAUAUGUAUUCAAAAUGUGGAAUGAUAGACGAGGCGGAGAAGAUACAUAGUCGGUUGUUUCUUCCCGGAACAAUGGAAGAGCUUGGAAAGAUGAACAACAAGAGACUGCAAGAAAUGUGUGUUUCAUGGAACUCAAUGAUUUCAGGGUAUGUGACCAAGGAACAGAGUGAGGAUGCUCAGGUGGUUUUUACACAGAUGAUAAAGAUGGGCGUAACUCCUGACAAGUUUACGUAUGCAACGGUUCUUGACACAUGCGCGAAUCUAGCUUCCGCUGGGUUGGGGAAACAGAUUCACGCUCAGGUCAUCAAGAAAGAAAUGCAAUCUGAUGUGUACAUCUGCAGCACCCUCGUUGACAUGUACUCGAAAUGUGGAGAUAUCGAUGAUUCGAGACUGAUGUUUGAGAAGGCUCGGAAGAGAGAUUUCGUGACGUGGAACGCCAUGAUCUCUGGGUAUGCACAUCACGGGAAAGGAGAGGAAGCUAUUAAGCUGUUUGAGAGAAUGUUACUGGAGAAGAUGAAACCAAACCACGUGACUUUCAUAUCGAUACUCCGAGCUUGUGCUCACAUGGGUCUAAUCGACAAAGGACUUGAAUACUUCUACAUGAUGAAGAGAGACUAUGGUUUGGAUCCUCAGCUGCCGCAUUACUCUAACAUGGUGGAUGUCUUGGGGAAAUCAGGAAAAGUCAAGAAAGCGUUGAAGCUUGUUAGAGAGAUGCCAUUCGAAGCAGACGAUGUUAUAUGGAGGACGUUGUUAGGAGUCUGCGCGAUACAUAGAAACAAUGUAGAGAUUGCAGAAGAAGCGUUUGAUGCUCUGUUGAGAUUGGAUCCGCAAGACUCUUCAGCUUAUACGCUUCUGUCGAAUGUAUACGCAGAUGCAGGAAUGUGGGAAAAAGUUUCGGAUUUGAGGAGAAGCAUGAGAGGGUUUAAGCUUAAAAAGGAGCCUGGAUGCAGUUGGGUUGAGCUGAAAGAUGAGCUUCACGUGUUUCUCGUGGGAGAUAAGGCUCAUCCUAGAUGGGAAGAGAUCUACGACGAGCUUGGUUUGAUUUACAGUGAAAUCAAACCUUCUGGUGAAUCCUCUUUGGUGCAUGAUGUAGAAGAAGAAGAGCAAUGGUGCUACUGCUAA
Molecule: messenger RNA, 2694 nt
Organism: Microthlaspi erraticum
Lineage: Eukaryota; Viridiplantae; Streptophyta; Magnoliopsida; Brassicales; Brassicaceae
Source: the annotation of a GenBank genome assembly